CGAAACCCAGUACUGUUAGCUACGCGUAACCGUAAGCAUGUCUCUGCCGAUGAGCGUAUUGGUGCUGGGUCUGUGCCUAGCCACAGUCGCAUCGGACGUCUCAUUUGCAGGCCUCAACUCCCUCUACUCGCCCCCCUCUAUCAACACUGCCGGCUACCGGUGCGGGGACGGUUUCGUACGCAAGAUCGACGGCAGUUGCGUCAGACCAAUCAUUAAGAAGAGUAUAUUCCUCUUCGAUGCACCUAAAUUUAAGGUGAAGUACCAGCCACCUCCCCGUAUCCCUGCUCCUGCUAUCGACUACAACUACGUGUUCAUCAAGGCUCCUGACCCGGUGACAGCACCUCAAGCCGUCGUCGUGCCACCACCGCAGCAGAAGACUCUGGUCUACGUUUUGAAUAAGCAGUUGGGACAACAGCAACAGGAGGUCAUUGAGGUUCCGUCUGAGGUAUCAGCACCCGAGGUAUACUUCAUUAAUUACAAUGAGGGUGAGAACCCCACCUUACCAGGUGGGAUUGACCUGCAAACAGCACUUAGCCAAUCAGCGCAUGCUGGUCACAUCGUUGGCCAAAGUGGAGGAGAAAAUUUGGCCAGCAGUGGAAUACAUUUGGGAGGUACUGGCAGUAUCGUCCAUUCGAGUUCCAGUCAUGGUUUUGGAGGAGGAAGUAUUGAUCUAAGCGGUAGUACAGUUCUAAACGAAAAUUCAUUCGAUUUUAGUGGCAGCAAUGGUUUUGGAGGAAAUGCUGUCGACUUCGGAAGUGUUGUAGGCUCCGGAGGAAGUCUAGUCAGCCUAGGCGGAAGUGCAGGAUUUGGUGGAAGCCUUCUCACUACAGGGGGGAGCUCUGGAGUGACUUUUAAUCAAGGCUUAGACCUUGGAGGCCUAGGUGGAAGUGACUCACUCUCAAGCUUCGAUGACAGUUUAAGUUCAUCUUACGGUGUACCACCGAGCACUUCGAAUUUACUUUCACUAGGUCUGAGUACCGCAUACGGACCUCCUCCUUUACCCCUCGAGAACGCUGGCACAAGCCUUUUCGUCAAAGAUGUUUCCGCAUCCAGCUCGAAGGUUUAAUAUAAUUUUAAAUGUGUAAUUAAUAAUAGAGUUGGUUAUGCGUAGUUUGUAUUGUUGUUAGAUAAAUAAUGUCUUCAGCGUUACCCUUCAUUGCGCGAUUAGGUUAGGAAGCAUUUUGCACACGCAUGUGCAUCUCCCUUGUACCUGAAGAAGCGACGACCAAAUUACUUUUGAAGUUAGUGUAAAUAAUUACAUUAUCCCCUCAUGUUAAUCCAACCACAAUUCGUGCACAAAAUUAUGCGAUAUCCGAGUUUCAUAUUGCAAUAAUUUCUCAAUAUGUUGAGAAUGUGUGCAUGAGUGACGUGUUCAAAUGUGCCGUAAUAGUGAGUUAGUAUAGUGACCGAUGCUCUCGAAUUACACUUCACCUGUAAUACUGAGAUUUAUCAAAAUAAACUUGUUGUGCAUAAUAG
Messenger RNA from Hyalella azteca, 1476 nucleotides. RefSeq names its product ATP-dependent RNA helicase A. NCBI's taxonomy places the organism in Eukaryota, Metazoa, Arthropoda, Malacostraca, Amphipoda, Hyalellidae. The transcript has 2 exons. The record is from RefSeq and is a predicted model, not a curated record. Bases 38 to 1066 code for a protein of 342 amino acids.